Molecule: messenger RNA, 696 nt
Organism: Tetrapisispora phaffii CBS 4417
Lineage: Eukaryota; Fungi; Ascomycota; Saccharomycetes; Saccharomycetales; Saccharomycetaceae
Gene: MATALPHA2
Product: homeodomain mating type protein alpha2
Exons: 2
Coding region: 1-696 (231 amino acids)
Biological process (GO): regulation of transcription by RNA polymerase II
Molecular function (GO): RNA polymerase II cis-regulatory region sequence-specific DNA binding; DNA-binding transcription factor activity, RNA polymerase II-specific
Source: RefSeq, a predicted model, not a curated record
AUGAAUAAAAUCCCAAUAAACAAAUUAUUAAAUCCCUCUCAACAUUAUAAUCUAACAGAAAAACUACAACAAAUAAAUAUAACACUAUCUAAUUUAUGCACUAAACUACCAGAUACCAUUACUGAUUUAACAGAAGCUGACCAUAGAGAAUUACAGGAUAUACUAUUAUAUUUGACUACCGUAGUAAAACAACAAGAAUUAAAGAAAGAAGAAAUAAUGUUAGUAAAAACAACUUAUCAAUUAUGUACAACAUUAACAUUAAUGGUAAAAAGUUGUAAACAAGAAAAUGAUAAAGAGAAUAAAGAAAAUGAAAUUAUCAAAUACGAGUCUGGCACCAGUGAUAAUUCUGAAACUAAUUCAAGCUGUAACUCAUCUGACAAUGAAGAUAAAAACAGUAUACUUGUAUUUAAUGUAAUAACACAAGAUAUGAUGAAUAAUAAUAAGAAGAAUAACAAAUCCUAUAGAGGUCAUAGACUACCUAAAAAAAAUGUGCAAUACUUAGAAGAUUGGUAUAUGGAUCACAGAAAAAACCCAUAUCUAAAUGAAAUUAAUAUUAAAUUACUAAUGAGUAAGACAUCUCUAUCAAGAAUACAGGUUAAAAAUUGGAUCUCAAAUAGAAGAAGAAAAGAGAAAUCUAUAACGAUAUCACCAGAGGUGUCAGCAUUACUACGUGAUAAUAAGACAAUUACUUCUUAA